This is a messenger RNA of Rotaria sordida, 1131 nucleotides long. NCBI's taxonomy places the organism in Eukaryota, Metazoa, Rotifera, Eurotatoria, Philodinida, Philodinidae. The record is from the annotation of a GenBank genome assembly.
AUGAUUCGAUAUUAUUUUUAUUGUUUCAAUUCAAAUUAUCACAUAAGGAAGUCUACUGAAUAUAAAAAAAAAAUGGAAUAUUUUUUUACCAAACACAAUUGUCAUCAACAGAUAAAUCAUCAUCGUUAUUAUUCAUGCUAUCUUUUUAUUAUUAUUGCUUUUUUAUUGCUUGAUUUUACUAAUGCUACCAAUAAUACUAUUAAUAGUGAUGAAGGAGUAUUGGAAAAAGUGGUAUCUUUUGGAAAUAAUAUAUGGGAAAAAUUUAAAGAAGAAUCAAAUGAAAAUGUAACAACGACAACAACAUCGAAUGAAAGUUUUAUUGAAGAUGUAACAUCAAUAUUUCAUAAGCCAAAAGAUCUGUCUCAUUUUCGAACUAUGGUUCUCACUUUUCUUCGAAUUUUUGCACAAGCUUUUAUAAUUUUUGGUGGUGUAAUUCCAUACAUUCCACAAUACUUAGUAAUACAUCGCACACGCAAUGCUGAAGGUUUUUCCAGUUAUGUUUGUUUGACAUUACUUAUAGCUAAUAUAAUUCGUAUUGAAUUUUGGUUUGGUAAACAUUUUGAAAUUCCACUUCUUCUACAAUCAAUAGUAAUGAUUUUUUGUAUGCUUAUUAUGCUUGAAUUACGAACACGUGUUCAUUCACAAACAAUACGUCGUAAUUCAACUACGGAUACAAGCACUAGUAUGUCAUGUUCACGAGAACAAUUAACUGAUGAUAUGUCUGAUAAAAAAUUUACUGAUUUUCAAAUUGAUUAUUUUUGGCAAUGGACAACGUUUUCAAGUUAUCUUGAAUUUUUAUUUGUUUUUACUGUAAUAUUAAGUAUAAUAACAUGGGUAUUACAUAAAAAUCUAGUUUAUGUUGAAACUAUUGGAUUUUUGGCUGUAUUUUGCGAAGCUCUUCUUGGUGUACCUCAAUUUGUGCGUAAUUUACGUGCAAAAUCAACUGAAGGAAUGAGUGCACAAAUGGUUAUUUUUUGGACAGCGGGUGAUAUUUUUAAAACAGUUUAUUUUAUUGUUCGAAAGGCUCCGAAACAAUUUUGGUUUUGUGGUAUAUUACAAAUUAGUAUUGAUGUUGCAAUUCUUAUUCAAGUUUUGGUCUAUUCAAAUAAAUGUCGAAAUCGUGGACAAUGA